AUGACUGAAUGUCUCGCCAUGGUGAUCCUUAAUAUCAUCACCAUUAUUGUGUUUGUGAAGCAGCGCCAGCUACAGCGCCGGAGCACCUACUUAAUUAUUCAUCUGGCGGUAGUGGAUCUCUUAACAGGAGUAGUUUCGGGGCCUCUGCAGAUUGAACGAAUCGGAAGCAAUGAUCAUCUACGGGAGUACAAUCGACCCGAUAUCUCCUAUUUAUUAAUACUGGAAAGGAUAUUUGGGUAUUUAUUUCCAGUUAUUUCUUUUCUUAUUCUCGCUUUUAUUUCAGUUGAAAGGGUACAUGCAACAUUUUGUCCAUUCAGGCAUCGUUUUAUUACGAGACGGUUCUAUAGACUAAUUACAGCAGUCAUUUGGUUAGUACCUCUAGCAGUGAGAACGGCACAAGCAUUGAUGAUCCACUUUUUUAGUCUCUCGAGCAAUAAUUUCAACACUUCUAUCAUCUAUUUAUCAUACUUCGUAGUUCUAUUUGUUGUCAUCUGUGUUUGCUAUGUUCUUAUUUACCUCAAAGUUCGUUUCAGUCGUUAUCCUCAACACCAUGGUGCAGCCGACCUGAGAGAAAGAAAACUGACCAGCACAUUGUUUCUUGUCACUCUUGGAUCGUUAUUAACUAUUCUUCCAACAAUAAUAUUUAUAAGUUUAUUAGUAUUUCAUUUCGAAUUUCUUAGGAGUUUUUCCCGAAAGUCGUCCUUUAACUUUCUUCUGGUGAUGGAUUUGCUUUUUUUCACGAACUCGCUCAUAAACCCUAUAAUCUAUGCCGUCCGAAUGCCCAAAGUGAGAGCAAGUUUAAUACAACUUUUAUUCUGCAAGUCUUAA
This is a messenger RNA of Pocillopora meandrina, 828 nucleotides long. The record is from the annotation of a GenBank genome assembly. NCBI's taxonomy places the organism in Eukaryota, Metazoa, Cnidaria, Anthozoa, Scleractinia, Pocilloporidae.